Cydia pomonella (codling moth) is the source of this 4280-nucleotide messenger RNA. RefSeq names its product organic cation transporter 1-like. Gene Ontology annotation, molecular function: transmembrane transporter activity. The transcript is spliced from 13 exons. Lineage: Eukaryota; Metazoa; Arthropoda; Insecta; Lepidoptera; Tortricidae. The record is from RefSeq and is a predicted model, not a curated record. Gene Ontology annotation, biological process: transmembrane transport. Gene Ontology annotation, cellular component: membrane. Bases 590 to 2788 code for a protein of 732 amino acids.
UAUAGACGAGACAGUCGCAAGCCGCCGCUCGCGUCGCGCUUACUAAACUACGCGAGUAUUGUUCGACAAAUGCGCGAGAAUUAUCCGAAAUGUGAACGUAAAUAAUACGCGCUCUUUAGAAUAGAGUUGUUGUUUGCAAUUAGUGCGAUUGUGGAUUCAGUGCGAAUGUCUUACGUUUAAUUAUGGAUGCGAGGCUUUAUUCAGAUAUCUGUGACCACUUUGGGCGCUCUUAUAUAACUGAUGGCGACUUUACUAUAGCCAUAACAACAUCUAACAAAGUGAAAGUGACUUUCAAAAUCUGACUAAAAGUGAAAAUGUGUAAGUGAAUUUUCAUAAGACUACGAAAUCCUAGUGACUUAAAAAAAUCUGCCUGCAAAAGUGAAAAGGUGUAAGUCAAUUUUCAUAAGACUAUGAAAUCCUUAAAUAACCAGGUGAAAGUGACUUAAAAAAAUCUGAUCGUACAAGUGAAAAGGUGUUAGUGAAUUUUCAUUAGACUACCUGCGAAAUCCUUAAGUGCCCAGGUGAAAGUGACUUAAAAGAAUCUGACUGUAAAAGUGAAAAUGUGUAAGUGAAUUCCCAAAAUGGCGUUAUGACGUCGUGGAGCGCGGAGCUAGACGAGGCGGCGCAGCUGGCGACCAAAGCCGGCUGCUGGCAUACUCUGUUAUUUUAUUUACUCUGUGCAUUGGCGUCUAUACCUACGUCCUUCUUGAUAUUUUCACAGGUCUUCACCAACGCUACCCCGGAGCACUGGUGCGCGCCAUCUCCUGAGAUCGAGAGCCUGGCUCUGCCUGACCAGUUGAUCAAAUCCCUGACAGUGCCUGAACACAAUGGCGUGUCUGAGAGCUGUCGUGCGUAUACUGUGGACCCUCAGACGCUGUUUGUAGUCCUCAAUGAUUAUGUAGACGAAAGAACAGAAAUCAUCCGGGAAGGCGGUGUGAUGCGGAAGGUGACAACGAGACGGCUGGUACCUGCUGAAGGAGAAACGGAACGAAAAGAACAGAUAGCGAAAGUGACAGACGCUAUUCUGAAGCUGAGAAAGGAGCCAGCACCGUGCACCAACGGGUGGAAGUUCAGCACCAGCCAGUAUGAAAGGACCCUAGUCACUGAAUUCGCGCUGGUGUGCGAUAACGACUGGCUACCUCGCACCAGCAACACGCUUUUCUGGGUCGGCUCCAUCUUCGGCAACCUGUUCUUCGGGUGGAUGUCCGACAGAUAUGGCCGCCGACCAACAAUCCUGCUGAUGAUCUUCUUGGAAGUCCCCCUAGCCAUAUCGACCUCUUUCAUCACAUCGUAUUGGGGCUACACGGCUCUGCGAGUGGCCGGUGGGCUGUUCUUCCCCGCGCUCUACCAGCAGCCCUUCAUUCUGGCGCUCGAGCUGAUGCCUCCUAAGAAACGGACGUCUGCAGGUAUUGUGGUGGGCAUGAUGUUCGCAGCGGGCAUGUGCCUACUAGCGCUGCUGGCGUACGCUGUACGGGACUGGUUCUAUCUCUCUCUGCUCACCAGUUUACCCUUCGUUGUAUUGUACGGGUUCUUUUGGAUAACCCCUGAAUCCCCGCGGUGGCUAGUAGGGCGCGGACGCGUAGCCGAAGCGGAGAAGGUGCUCAUCAACCUUGCUAAACGAAAUAGCAUUUCGUUGCCAAAAGGAUUUCUGCUGGAGUUACAUAAAAAAAUAAAAGAACAAGAAGACGUAGAGGCGACAAUGCUAUCCAAUGCCAAUGGCCACAUGAUAGGAUUUCCUUUACUCACCGACAAAGAAGAAUUCAAUGACAGGCGGAUAAGCAACAUGCUUACAUUCAAAUCUAACACAAAACCGCCAGAAGAAACACCUAAAGCAGAAAGUAUUGAAAGAAUAAUUGCCUUAGAAGUGGCUGAGAUAGUAAAUAAAAGAACGAGGCUAAAGAACUCAGAAGCUCCCGAAGUUACGGUAGAUUCUUCAACUGACGACGUUGAAACUUUUAAGAUAGAAGAAAUCCCACCAAAAGCACAUAUUGAAACAUACACAUUUCCUUUGACUAUAAGAAAGAAAUCCGUGCAACUUUUAAAUAGAAUGUUUAAAGAAAGUCCAGAUAGUGAAGAAAAUAAGAAAAUAGAUGAGCAAAACUCCGAAGGGGAUUGCAAAGCAUCGCUGUUAGAUAUAUUUAGAUACCCAAAUAUCAGAAAAAAGUUCAUAUUUUUAACUUUUAAUUGGGUAUCUUUGGGUGUUGUAUAUAAUGGAUUGAGUUAUAAUACGCCUAAUUUAGGAGUGGAUGAUUACUUAGCAUUUUUUAUUGGUGGCGCAGUAGAGGUACCUUCGUACUUCAUUGCAUGGCGCUGUAUGGAGCGCCUUGGGCGGCGUUGGGUACUCUGUGUCUUCAGCUGCAUCGGCGGACUGGCUUGCCUUUGCUGCGUGUUCGUACCUGAAGACUGGCCGUGGAUCACAGUGGCUCUAGCGAUGGUGGGCCGUCUAUGCAUCGGAGCUUCUUUUUCCGUAUUCUACGUGCAGAUCGGGGAGCUGCUACCCACGGUGCUGCGCGCGCAGGCCAUGGGCGCCUCCAGCUUUAUAGCGGGCCUAGGGCUGCUGGCGUGCCCAUACAUCGUGCACUUGGCCGUGUAUUUAAGAGCUCUCCCGUUGAUGGUCCUCGGUAUACUAGCAGUCCUCGCGGGAAUCAUGUCACUAUUCUUACCAGAGACCCUGAACCAGCCCCUGCCACAGACUUUGGGUGACGGUGAGCUUUUUGGCAGAAACUUCAGGAUCUUCAGCUGCGUGGAUGUGAAGAACAAUUUUCGGGAACACGGAGACUUCUGUUAAACGUGCAAAGCAUUUCCACAAGAAAGCUGUCGUUAUAGUUCGUGUCAUCUACGAUCAAACCUUUAAUAAUAUGGCAAUACAAGUCAAGUCACUCGUCUUCGUGAAUGACACAAUCCUUACCCUUCAUAAAUAUUUAAAAACAUGUGCCUUAUGUGACUGAGAAAAUAAAUUAAGUAUCGUCACAGUGUAGGUAGAGUUAGACCAAAAUGUUGAUAGCCCAGACUUUUCCAGUGUUAUUUAAACGUCAUAUGUUCAUAGAAGUUUGACGUUUAAAUAACACUUGCACUGCUUGCUCUAACUUCAACACAAUAUGUGUAAUUGUUCUGAUUUUUGUAGGUGCGUCCAUAAUGUGCCAUUCGCACAUCGCGCGAUAUCAAUAACUGCGAACAAGUGGCGCAUUUGCGAUACGUUUGCGAUAUCUGGACGCACAUUAAGAUAAUAUUUAUUAAGGUCAAAGGACACAUUUUAUAAUAUUAGCCUUAUUUUUAUGUACUUAAGGUUUCAUCAUAUUCUUAGGUUAUUCCUUUAUCAUUUUCAGUAAUUUUAACAAACGUUCUUUAUUUGCUAGCAUGAUUGGCUAGUAAGUGUACGUAUAACAACAUGUAAAUUGUAUGUGUCCAGUAUCUUUUGUAGUUUAAUUAGAACCAAUAAUUUAAAUAAUUGUACUAAUUGUAGCAAUGGAGCACGGGGUCACGCUAGAUGGGCAGGAUAUACAGUAAAUAUGUUUAUGAGUACAUUUACUUGGGCCAGAUAGCCUCCUUCGAAAACAGGCAAACCCUAUGGUUUUUAUUUAAAGUCUAUACUUUAAUAGAUGUAUUGACAAUGCCUGGAAGAUCUUCUGGUCCAUGAAGGCGCUGUUGAAGGGUGACGUUCUCCUGUGUAUCAAACGCAAACUCAUCGACAUGUGUAUCCUGCCUAUCUUAACCUAUGGUGCUCAAACAUGGUCAUUAACUGAGGCUUUAAAGUCCAAACUCUAGGUUUGCCAGCGGGCGAUGGAGCGCAGUAUACUAGGUGUUCGCAGAACUGACAGAAUCAAAAACACGGAACUGCGCUCCAGAACUCGAGUUGUAGAUGCAGGUGUCAAGACCGCUACGCUAAGUGGGACUGGGCUGGACAUGUCUGCCGCAUGCACCCUGAGAAGUAGGCCAAAAUGGUAACCGAGUGGGAUCCACGGAACACCAUAGAUAGUGCUGACCAGGGUGCAGGCAGGCCAAAAAGGUGAUGGCGGGACGACUUGGACGCAUUUUAUCCGAAUUGGCGAAAAACUAAAAAUGAUAGGAUUGAGUGGAGGAAACUAGGGGAGGCCUUUGCCCAGCAGUGGGACCCUACAUUGGGCUAACAAAAAAAAAGAUAGGUAACUAGGUAUAUCUAAGAACAAACAAAAUAUUAUAAAUAAGAAUGAUAAUUUAUUUGAUAUAUCAUAUUUGUAACUACUUUAUGUUGUAUUGUACUUUAGGUGUUAUAAAUAAAAGACUACAGAUUAAUUAAUUAA